Molecule: messenger RNA, 1158 nt
Organism: Mustela lutreola (European mink)
Lineage: Eukaryota; Metazoa; Chordata; Mammalia; Carnivora; Mustelidae
Gene: ARL1
Product: ADP ribosylation factor like GTPase 1
Exons: 6
Coding region: 224-769 (181 amino acids)
Biological process (GO): intracellular protein transport; vesicle-mediated transport
Cellular component (GO): Golgi apparatus; cytoplasm
Molecular function (GO): GTPase activity; GTP binding
Source: RefSeq, a predicted model, not a curated record
CGUUCCUGGCGCGUAGGCGCUGCGGCCCUUCGCUCCCGCCCCCGCCGGGAGUCCGACGUGGAAGUUGCUGGCUGACCGGACUUCCAAGGGAUUCGCUUGGGAGCCGAAGCCGGACCCGGAGGCCAAGGCGAGCAGAGGUGGAGGCGCCGAGGCCCGAAUAGGAGUAGCUGCCGAGGCCGGGGCCUGUCUCUGACCACCGACAAGGGCGGACAGGCGGUUCACCAUGGGUGGGUUUUUCUCAAGUAUUUUUUCCAGUCUGUUUGGAACCCGGGAAAUGAGGAUUUUAAUUUUGGGAUUAGAUGGAGCAGGAAAAACUACAAUUUUAUACAGAUUACAGGUUGGAGAAGUCGUUACUACUAUUCCUACUAUUGGAUUCAAUGUUGAGACGGUAACAUACAAGAACCUUAAAUUCCAAGUUUGGGAUUUAGGAGGACAGACAAGUAUCAGGCCAUACUGGAGAUGUUAUUAUUCAAACACAGAUGCAGUCAUUUAUGUGGUAGACAGUUGUGACCGAGAUCGAAUUGGCAUUUCCAAAUCAGAGUUAGUUGCUAUGUUGGAGGAAGAAGAGCUGAGAAAAGCCAUUUUAGUGGUGUUUGCAAAUAAGCAGGACAUGGAACAGGCCAUGACUCCCUCAGAGAUGGCAAAUUCACUUGGGUUACCCGCACUGAAGGACCGAAAAUGGCAAAUAUUCAAAACUUCAGCAACCAAAGGCACUGGCCUUGAUGAGGCAAUGGAAUGGUUAGUUGAAACAUUAAAGAGCAGACAGUAGUUCAGUCACUUCUACCCUUGUGAAAUGAAGACUACAUCCUAUAUCCCUUUGGAAGGAAACAGUUAAGUGGGCUUCAUGCUACUAAAUGUUAAAACUGUGUGAUUGUUGGCAUAUACUGAACUGAAUGCAAUAUUUGUAAUAAAUAUAAAAAAUAAGUAUUUGGUUGGAAGGGUAACUCACCCAUGAUUGAACCAACUGAAUGUCUGUUCUGUGUAAUGUAAAAUCCUCCCUUGCUUUCUUGUGUUAAGUAUAUAUUCUAUUUGUAUGGAAUUCUUAUUCAAAUAGAGUCCUAUUAAAGAAUGUACUCUUUACUGAGGAAAAACCCUCCUAUUUUUGAAUUAGUAGUUGCAGCUUGUUUGUAUAAACACUAAUAAAUAUCUUAACCCUGA